AGAGAAUAUGACGUUGGAGCCGUCGGCAUCGUCGCCCGGAGUCAGCAGCCUCGACGGCACGCUGAUGAGCGCGGCGGACCGCGAGGCGCUGCGGCUGGCCAUCGAGGGCAACUACUGCACGGUUGUGCGCGGCUCAACUGGCUGCGGCAAGACGACGCAGCUGCCGCAGCUGCUGCUCGCCGCGGGCUUCGGGCCGGUCUGCGUGACGCAGCCGCGCCGGAUGGCGGCGAUCGCUGCCGCGCGGCGGGUCGCGCAGGAGCGCGGCGGCGAGGUGGGCGGCGAGGUCGGCUACGCCAUUCGCUUUGAGCAAGAGUGCGGGCCGUCGACGCAGAUCAAGUUCGUCACGGACGGCGUGCUGCUGCGCGAGGCGGUCCGCGACCAGGCGCUGUCGCACUACGGCGCGGUCGUCCUCGACGAGGCGCACGAGCGCUCGAUCAACACGGACGUGCUCCUCACCGUCGCCAAGCAGAUCCUCUCCGGGGCGCGCGGGCCGCGCCGCCUCGUCGUUGCCUCGGCGACGUUGGACGCGGCCCGCUUUAGCCGCUUCUUCCGCGACGCUCCGGUCGUCGAGGUGUCGUCGCGCACGUUUCCCGUCACGGCGCAGCCUCGCCGCGUUGGGCCGGGUUUCCCCGGAGCCUUGCCUGACCCUUCCCCGGGGCCCUUUGCUCAGCUCCUCGAGGCGGACCCGGACGGGCCGCGGCUGCAGGUGCACCCGCUGCACGCCUCGCUCCCCUCGGCGGACCAGGCGCGCGUCUUUCGGCCGCCGCCGCCGCGCACGCGCCGGCUCAUCCUCGCGACAAACAUCGCCGAGACGUCGCUCACGCUGCCGGGCGUGCGCACCGUCAUCGACGCCGGCGUCGCCAAGGAGAAGCGGUACGAGCGCGACCGCGGCAUGGAGGUCCUGUCGGUAGUCCCGAUCUCGCAGAGCAACGCGGUGCAGCGCGCCGGCCGCGCCGGCCGCACGGCGGCGGGCGAGGUGUGGCGGCUGUACAGCGAGGAUCAGCUUGCGGGGAUGGCCUCCGAGCCCCAGCCCGAGAUCCGGCGGUCCAACCUCGCCAAUGUGGUCCUCUCGCUCAAGGAGAUGGGGGCGCUCGACUGGCUCGACCCGCCCGAGCCGGAGGCGGUGCACGCGGCGCUGAGGCAGCUCUUCCUGCUCGGCGCGCUCGACGGGCGCGGCGAGCUCACCGCCGCCGGCGCGGCGAUGGCGCAGCUGCCGCUCGAGCCGUCGCUCUCAAAGACGAUGCUCACCGCGGCGGCGCUCGGCUGCCGCGACGAGGCGGCGAGCGUGUGUGCGCUCGUCUGCGGCGAGGAGGUCUUUUGCCGCGCGGGUCCGCCGUGGCUGCGCGAGGCUGCGGCCGAGUCGCGGCUGCACUACGAGAGCGCCGACGGCGACCACAUGACGCUGCUCUCCGCGUACGAGGAUUGGGCGCUCGUCCCGCACUACCAGCGCGAGGCGUGGUGCGCAGAGCGGGGUCUGCAGGGCCGCGCGCUGCGGGCGGCGCACAGCGUGCGCACCCAGAUCCUCAGCCUGCUCUCCAAGUCCGGCCCUCGCGGCGGCGGGGAGGAGGCGACGGCGGCCCACUCCGCGGCCGAGGCGCGCGCGCGCUGCCGCCGCGCCAUCUGCGCGGGCCACUUUAUGCACGCGGCGCGGCGGGCGCACGCCGCGCGGGCGGGCAACGAGCAGCUGCUGAGCAGCGCGACGCACGUCGUCUUCAGCGAGCUCGCGUGGGUGGGCCGGCUGGUCAUGCAGCACGCGUGCGCCGUCGAGCCAGCGUGGCUGCAGGAGCUCACGCCGCGGCUGGCCGAGGCGAAGCGGGUGCUCCGGCUCGGCGGCGUGGGGGGGCACUGGCGCGGCGACGGGGAGGUCGGCGCGGGGGCGGAGGCGGGCGGAGGCGGAGGCGGGCGGCCCGCCGGCGACGAGUCGGGGCCGCCCGGCCCGGCCGCGGCGCGGCGCAACAACGACGCCACCGUGGCCGCGGCGAGGUUGCGGCUGGAGGAGCGGAGGAAGCGCGCGCGGUUGCCGUAAAGAGUGGGCGCGUUGUUGUUGGCGUGGGAAAUCUCACAGCCCGGUGUGAACACGAUUUGAAGGUAUCC
Emiliania huxleyi CCMP1516 is the source of this 2094-nucleotide messenger RNA. Its product is annotated as ATP-dependent RNA helicase. The record is from RefSeq and is a predicted model, not a curated record. Bases 8 to 2026 code for a protein of 672 amino acids. NCBI's taxonomy places the organism in Eukaryota, Haptophyta, Isochrysidales, Noelaerhabdaceae. Gene Ontology annotation, cellular component: intracellular anatomical structure. Gene Ontology annotation, molecular function: ATP binding; RNA binding. The transcript has 7 exons.